AUGGUUGCCGCCGGACAGUCCAUCCGGACUGAGGAUACCGUCGUCUUCUACAUUCCGCGAACAUGUGCCGUGUUGGGGGCAGGGGGUCUUGUUCGGAGGCAACUGAAAAAACCGGUGAAGCAUGCAUUCUUGCAUGUUUCGGGGCGCGUGGGAAGGAGGGCGACAGAGAGAGAGAGUCCGCUCAUGAACGCCUAUCAAAUUGGCCGAAGCCCCAGGGCCCCUGCAACCCCAGGCUCAGGUCAUCUCCGCCCGGAGACCGGAUCGGCCCAGCCCACUCGGGCUGGCAGGCUUGCAAUUAAACUGUGCUCACGUCUGGCCUGCUCGCGCCGCCCAGCUUCGCAACGAGGCCUCGACUUAGCCCCCGUACCGGCCAAAAGGCUACCGAUGCGCCCGAAUGCCCCUUUUAAUGCUCCCACAGUUGCUACAGCCAUUUGCAUCGAUGGCAAACGGAGUGGCGGUGUUGCCCGAGAAUGGGGCUUGGUAAGCUGA
Molecule: messenger RNA, 489 nt
Organism: Protopolystoma xenopodis
Lineage: Eukaryota; Metazoa; Platyhelminthes; Monogenea; Polystomatidea; Polystomatidae
Source: the annotation of a GenBank genome assembly